CAAUUUCUUGCAUUUGACAAAAGCAAUAAAUCUGUGAACUCAAAGCAAUUCCAUUUGCUACCGUCUUUUUCAGCACAAUAUCCGAUUUUUAUUUGGGGCUUUUCUCUUGAGUUAUCUUCUUUGCUUAGCAAGGUUGACGUCAACCAAUAGUAGUACACCAACAUUAUAUUUGUUGAUAAAGAUAGGUGCAAGCUUGGUGGUUAUGACUGCACUCAUCGAAGGUCUUCCUGAUGCUGUUGCCAUUAGGUGCCUUGCACGGGUUCCAUUCUACCUUCAUCCAAAGUUAGAGCUUGUUUCCCAUUCCUGGAGAGCUGCUAUUCAAAGUGCUGAACUAUUUAAAGCUAGACAGGAGGUCAACUCAUCUGAAGAAUUUUUAUGUGUAUCUGCAUUUGAACCUGAAAACUUAUGGGAGCUCUAUGAUCCUACACAUGACCUUUGGAUUACUCUCCCGAUUCUCCCCUCCAACAUCAGUCAUUUUGCUCGCUUCAGUGUUGUUUCUACUGCUGGGAAGCUGUAUGUUUUAGGUGGUGGCAGUGAUGCUGUGGAUCCAUUGACAGGUGACCAAGAUGGAAUUUUUGCAACUGACAAGGUCUGGUCAUAUGAUCCUGCAACCCGAGCAUGGAAUCCGCGUGCAUCUAUGCUUGUACCUCGUGCCAUGUUUGCUUGUUGUGUGUUGGAUGGGAAGAUAGUCGCUGCAGGGGGUUUUACUAACCGCAGAAAAUCAAUAUGCAAUGCGGAAAUCUAUGAUCCUGAGACGGAUAUCUGGGUACAAUUACCUGAUCUCCAUCAUGCGCACAAUUCUGCUUGCUCGGGAGUAGUUUUUGGUGGUAAAGUUCAUGUCUUGCAUAAAGGUUUGUCAACUAUUCAGGUUUUAGAAAAUUUCAAGCAGGGUUGGAUUGCUCAUGAGUAUUCUUGGCUCCAGGGCCCGAUGACUGUCGUUAGGGAAAGUCUUUAUGUUAUGAGCAAUUGGUUCAUUUAUAAGCAGGAAGGAGAAUCAAGAAGAAUGAUAGUUUCAGCAUCUGAUUUUCGUAGGAGAAUCGGGUAUGCUAUGAUAGGGUUGGGAGAUGAUAUUUAUAUAGUUGGAGGGGUUAAUGGACCUGAUUACUGGAAUUGUAGCGUCAAAGUGCUGUCUGAUGUUGAUGUCUUGACCCUUGGAAGUGAGAGGCCAGCGUGGCGUAAGGUUGCUCCAUUGACAAGGUGCAAAGGGACAAUCCUUGGCUGCACACAGCUGAGAAUUUAGGACAAGCAUAAAUGGGGAUGAAAUUUAUUUCAGUGUUAUCGAAUAAAUGCUACAACGAACAUUUGGCACUAAAGGGGCUGCUAGGGAUAGCGUGAAGUAGACAAGUGAAUAGGAAAAAAGCAAAUUGAGAUUACUAAUGGUGGAUGAAGUUUGAGGGUAAACAUGUUCCAUGCCUUGCCCUUGUCUCCUUUGUCGUAGACUGAAAAUGAUGGAAAUCCUAUCUGACAUGACUUCUAUGAGUUGUCUUAGCAGUGAUCGACUUUAUUUUAUUAGUUGUCUAAAAGCUACAGUAAAUGAAAUCCCGCGCCAGAAAACAUGGAAGCAACAAGAUGUUCAGCU
Molecule: messenger RNA, 1579 nt
Organism: Solanum verrucosum
Lineage: Eukaryota; Viridiplantae; Streptophyta; Magnoliopsida; Solanales; Solanaceae
Product: F-box/kelch-repeat protein SKIP30-like
Exons: 2
Coding region: 203-1240 (345 amino acids)
Molecular function (GO): protein binding
Source: RefSeq, a predicted model, not a curated record